Molecule: messenger RNA, 1643 nt
Organism: Verticillium alfalfae VaMs.102
Lineage: Eukaryota; Fungi; Ascomycota; Sordariomycetes; Glomerellales; Plectosphaerellaceae
Exons: 1
Coding region: 93-1517 (474 amino acids)
Source: RefSeq, a predicted model, not a curated record
CACGCGAGGACUCUCCCAUCACCCCCGUCGAAGAAGACGAGCCAGGUGUCACUGGUGAACGUGGAGCCUCUAAGGUGCACCAACUGGUGGAGAUGUACGACGGUAUCGCAAGGAAGAGCAGCAUCCUUCCUGAGCUGGUACCUCCACCACAGCGAAGCACAAGUCGAUCGCCGAUAGCCAUUCAGCUCUCGCAACCAGCUGACGUAAAUGCCACCGACCUCGAAAGCCGCGAAGGAGCUGUUGGCGAAGGGCAUUCCACGUCAUCUUUACCGAACCGAAUCGAUGCAAGGAUUGCCACUGGACAGGAUCAAACCGCAUUGAAUUGCGACUCUGUUGAAGCUCAUGUUAUGCCAAACGAACUCCAGGUGGAUAACCAAGUACCCAAAAAUCACGCGGACGAUCCCAUACAUGGAAACGACCAUUCGGAAAAUCUUUCGACCAAAGUCGCAGACUAUGAACCCUUCGAGGUCGACCUCAAGCAGGUUGAGUCACUAUUUGCAUUCUCUGCAAACAAUGUAACAGGCACGGAUGUUGAAAUACCUGACAAAGUCAUUGUUGACAGCUUUGAGAGUGUCUCUGAACGGAGAAUGUGGUAUCGUCUCUCGCGUUACGAGUCACUCAGAAGAUAUGAUACAGGAAAUGAUGACAACUACGCUCGUAUCACGUGGGUCUCAUCGACCGUACGGUCGGAUGUCUUGAAGACGGUCCGCCGCUGGAUGGAGGAAGACUCGAUAGGUCAAAGGCCUUUUCGAACGGGCGUGGCGAAAGGUAUAGGUGGUCAUGGCUUUGGAUGGGACAAGGCCGGUACACAGGUUGAUCUCGAGAACUUCUUCAGCCGAAGGCAUCUCAAGAACAAUGAUAUCCUGGCCACCGCUCAACGCUCAUCCAUGAUUGGACAGACACCUGGUCCAGCCAUUCCUGUUAACGAGUCACGACCCGUGAGUCUGCCACCGCCGGCUGUCAGUUCGAACAUCUGGCAUGAUCAGGCUGUCCUUGGCUGGACCACUGGCCGCGAUGAGUUGCAAGAUGGCACACGCGAAAUCUCACCGAUGAAUCGUGCAUCUUCAGAUGACCGUGGUUUCAGAGACCACGAGUCUUCUCCUAAUCAAAAGUCGAGCGAGCGUAAAGCAUCGCCUGUUCCGGAGGGCCUCACCAUACGAACGAACCUACCUCUGGCAGAUACACAGGAAGACGAGGACGACGAAUGGGGUGAGAUGGUGACAUUACCAGUCGGCAACUACCCCAAAGUUGCUGGCUCGGAGAUACAUGCUCAGGCUGCACCAGUCUCAAAGGUAGACGACUGGAGCUUUGACAAAUGGGUGGACAACGAAGCAACGAAUACCCAAGCAGUUACCCCCCAGACACCCAUUCUGCCAACAAUGAUGCAGCAGACCCCUCGCACAAUCGAAGAAGUUCUAGCUCCUGGAUCUUCAUCGAAGAGCGAAGACCUCAGCAACGAGCUGACUAUCGAGCACUUCGUCCGAAAUUUGCCAGAUUUGUCUUACAUGUUACGAUAACCACCAACCAGCAAACGAUAGGUUUAUCCCUAGUACGGUCGUGUAUAGCCUCAGGGCGCAUGAGAUAUCAACUGGAGAUAUGAUGCCGCCUGGAUACGGCAAAAUGUAUAUACCGAAUCGGACAAC